Messenger RNA from Caenorhabditis remanei, 429 nucleotides. RefSeq lists its product as uncharacterized. NCBI's taxonomy places the organism in Eukaryota, Metazoa, Nematoda, Chromadorea, Rhabditida, Rhabditidae. The transcript is spliced from 2 exons. The record is from RefSeq and is a predicted model, not a curated record. Bases 1 to 429 code for a protein of 142 amino acids.
AUGACUGAUGGUCUCGUUCCACCACCUACUCUAAAAUGGAAUUUGGAAACUAUUGCAACCUGCGUAGCUAUUAUACUCGUGAUGGUUGUGAACAUAAUCGGGCUAGUAUUCACAAUUUUUUGGUGCUUGAGAUCCAAAGAAGACGGAAUUGAACUUGGCAUCAAUGGAGCUCCUGUGAAUCAGUUUGUUGAACCCAAUAUCAGAAUGAAAUUGAAGUUGCCGAAAGUUCGAGGCGAUGCGGUUCUUGAUAGCACGCAAGAUGUUUUCGAACUGAGAGUUCCAAGCAAUGGAAAUCAAUUUAACGCCUGCCACGAACAAACAGUUAUAGUCGCUCGAAACAAACGUCGUCGUACAUAUUCUGUGCCUCUCGAAUCCCGUCCACGUACUCAAUCCACAGGCUCUCACCAACUGACUGCGACUGAAGUUUGA